AUGAAAACUUUAUUCUCAAACAUGACAGAGCGUUCCUUUUGUCAAUGGCAAAUCGAGGGAAACAUACCAAUGGUUCCCAGUUUUUCAUUACCACAAAACCUGCUCCGCACCUGGAUGGGGUGCAUGUUGUCUUUGGACUAGUUAUUUCUGGUUUUGAAGUAAUCGAACAAAUUGAAAAUCUGAAAACUGAUGCUGCAAGUAGACCUUAUGCAGAUGUGCGAGUUAUUGACUGUGGGGUGCUUGCCACGAAAUCAACAAAAGACGUUUUUGAGAAAAAAAAGAAGAAACCAACUCAUUCAGAAGUCUCGGAUUCCUCUUCCAAUUCCUCUUCCUCUUCCGAAUCAUCCUCAGAGAGUGAAAUUGAACACGAGAGAAGCAGAAGAAGGAAACAUAAGAGGAGGCCAAAAGUUAAACAUUCUAAAAAGAGACGGAAGGAAGCAAGCAGUUUAGUAGAGCCAAGGAAUAAACAUAUGAGCCCAAAAGGUCACUCUGAGAGGAGUGAUACCAAUGAAAAACGGUCAACUGAUUUAAAUGCUAAGAGGGAAAAACCUGUGGUCCGCCCAGAAGAGAUUCCUCCAGUGCCUGAGAACCGAUUUUUACUGAGAAGAGAUAUGCCUCUUGUCACAGUGGAGCCUGAACCGAAGAUUCCUGAUGUUACACCCAUUGUAAGUGAUCAGAAACCAUCUGUAUCAAAGUCUGGACGGAGGAUUAAAGGAAGGGGCACAAUUCGCUAUCACACACCUCCAAGAUCAAGAUCCUGUUCUGAAUCAGAUGAUGAUGAUAGCAGUGAAACUCCUCCUCACUGGAAAGAAGAAAUGCAGAGAUUAAGAGCAUAUAGACCACCUAGUGGAGAAAAAUGGAGUAAAGGAGAUAAGUUAAGUGACCCCUGUUCAAGCCGAUGGGAUGAAAGAAGCUUGUCCCAGAGAUCCCGAUCUUGGUCCUAUAAUGGAUAUUAUUCAGAUCUUAGUAUAGCAAGACACUCUGAUGGCCACCAUAAAAAACGCAGAAAAGAGAAAAAGCUUAAGCAUAAAAAGAAAGCUAAAAAGCAGAAACAUUGCAGAAGACGCAAACAGACCAAGAAGAAAAGGAUUAUUGUACCAUCUGACAUAGAAUCUUCAAAAUCAUCUACACGACGACUGAAAUCCUCCUGUGAUAGAGAAAGGCGAUCUCGUUCUUCCUCAUUGUCAUCUCAACAUUCUUCCAAAAGGGACUGGUCUAAAUCUGAUAAGGAUGACCAGAGCUCUUCAACCCAUUCCAGCAGAGACUCAUACAGAUCAAAGUCACACUCACAGUCUUAUUCUAGAGGAAGCUCAAGAUCAAGAACUCCAUCAAAAUCUUUAUCACAUUCUCGAAGUAGAUCAAAGUCCAGAUCUAGUUCAAAGUCAGGGCACCAAAGAAUAGCAUCAAAAUCACCAAGGAGAACAGCCUCUCAGUUAAGUGAAAAUAAACUUGUUAAAACAGAACCUUUAAGAGCAGCAGCAGCACAAAGUGAAAAUGUUGUAGUACAACCAGUGGUGGCGGAAAGUAUUCCUGUGAUACCACUGAGUGAUAGUCCCCCUCCUUCAAGAUGGAAGCCUGGGCAGAAGCCCUGGAAGCCGUCUUAUGAACGAAUCCAGGAGAUGAAAGCGAAAACAACCCAUUUGCUGCCUAUCCAAAGCACUUAUAGUUUAGCAAAUAUUAAAGAGACUGGUAGUUCAUCAUCUUACCGUAAAAGAGAGAAAAAUUCAGAAAGUGAUCGGAGUGCUUAUUCAAAAUACAGUGAUAGAAGUUCAGAAAGUUCACUAAGGUCAAGGAGCAGAUCUUCUAGGAGUAGAUCUUAUUCCAGAUCAUAUACAAGGUCACGAAGUCUAGCUAGUUCACAUUCAAGGUCUAGGUCUCCCUCAUCUAGAUCUCAUUCACGAAACAAAUACAGUGAUCACUCACGUUGUAGUAGAUCAUCUUCUUACUCUUCUGUUAGCAGUGAUGAUGGGAGACAAGCCAAGAGAAAAUUUAGAUCCAGUGGGAAAAAAAAUUACACUUCAAAUAAAAGGCACAGCAGCAGCUCUGAAAAGACACUUCGUAAUAAAUAUGUCAAAGGCAGAGAAAAGUCUUCAUGUCAGAGAAAGCAUAGCGAAAGCAGGUCAUCUUUAGAUUAUUCUUCAGACAGUGAACAGUCAAGUGUUCAGGUUACACAGUCAGCCCUGGACAAAGAGAAGCAGGCCCAGGUGGAAAUGAGUACUAAACAAGAGAAAAACAGAGUUGAAGAGAAAUCUAAGCCUGCACAGGAAUGCCCACGUACAAAAAAAAGAACUUUGAAAGAAAAUCUUUCUGAUCACUUUAGAAAUGGCAGUAAGCCCAAAAGGAAGAAUUAUGCUGGGAGUAAAUGGGACUCUGAGUCAAAUUCUGAACGAGAUAUAACUAAAAACAGUAAAAAUAAUUCCCGGCUAUCUUCUGAUAAAGAGGAAGGUGAGGCCACUUCAGAUUCUGAGUCAGAGUUGGGUGAAAUUCACAUCAAAGUCAAACCCACAACAAAGUCUUCAGCAGAUACUUCACUGACUGAUGAUAACAGUGGUUGGAAAUCAGGCAAACAGCCGUCAUCAACCUCUGAUUCUGAGGAGUUCUAUUCCAAUUCAGAAAACACUAGAGGAAAGCCACGUAAGCACAAACACAGCAUAAAGGAGAAUCUGAAAAGGGAACACACCAAAAAAUCAAAAGAGAAAUCGAAAGGGAAAAAAGACAAAAAGUACAAGGCUCCAAAACGCAAACAAGCAUUUCACUGGCAGCCUCCAUUAGAAUUUGGUGAAGAAGAAGAGGAGGAGAUUAAUGAAAAACAAGUUACUCAGGAAUCAAAAGAGAGAAAACAAAUUUCUGAAAACAGUGAAACCACAAAAGAAAAUAUUCCCCCAACUAAGAAACCCUGUGAGAACAGCAGCCUUUCAGGUAAACAUAAUACAAUAGCAGUUUCAUCAGAUAUUGAUCAGCCUACCAGAGAUGAGAGUAAACUCAGCAUUUCUCCUAUAGCUUUAAAUGCUGAAGAAAAUGUACUCAGUUCUCCCUCGAACAUUCAGCAUUUUGAAGAGAUUGUCCCAAGUGGAGCAGAGGAUGUGUUUCAGACAGAUGACAACAUGGAAAUAUGCACUCCUGACAGGAGUUCCCCAACAAAGGUUGAGGGAGCUUCUCCUCUGGGAAGUUCAAGGCUUGACACUUCAGACAUAAAUAUUGUUCUAAAACAGGAUAUACCAACAGAGCAUCCUGAGGCAGAGGUAGCAAAACAGGAAAGCAGCAUGUCAGAAAGCAAAACAGAGAGUGAAGUGGGAAAACAAGACAGCAGCUCUGCCACCUUGGCCAGUGCUGUAGAAAGCACUAUGAAGAGGGAGGUGGCCGAGAAAAGCCAGACCAGCCUCAUGGAUAAUAAAUGGAAGCCCCUGCAAGGUGUAGGGAACCUGGUAGCGUCAGCUGCUACCACAUCCAGUGCUAUGGAUGUAAAGACAUUGACUACUGUGCCUGAAAUGAAACCACAAGGCUUAAGAAUAGAAAUUAAAAGCAAAAAUAAAGUUCGGCCUGGGUCUCUCUUUGAUGAAGUAAGAAAGACCGCACGCUUAAACCGGAGGCCAAGAAAUCAGGAGAGUUCAAGUGAUGAGCAGACGCCUAGUCGGGAUGGUGAUAGCCACUCCAGGAGUCCAAGUAGAUCUCGAAGUAAAUCUGAAACCAAAUCAAGGCACAGAACAAGGUCUGUCUCCUACAGUCACUCAAGAAGUCGCUCAAGAAGUUCCACAUCAUCCUCUCGAUCAAGAAGCUACUCUAGAAGUCGGAGCAGAGGGUGGUACAGCAGAGGUCGCACAAGAAGCCGGAGCAGUUCCUACCGCAGUUACAAAAGUCAUAGCAGGUCCUACACUUACGAUAGCUACUAUAGCAGGAGUCGGAGCCGAAGUAGAAGCCAGAGGAGUGACAGUUAUCACCGAGGCAGAAGCUACAAUAGGCGGUCCAGGAGUUGUAGAUCCUAUGGCUCUGACAGUGAAAGUGACCGAAGUUACUCUCAUCACCGGAGUCCCAGUGAAAGCAGCAGAUAUAGUUAAAAGUGUCCCCUUUCUUUUUUUUUUUUUUUUGAUACAAAUUAUAUCUUAAUUUGUAAAUAUCUGGUAACUUAAAAGUUUAAGAAACUUAAUGGCAGUCUGAUGUUCUGUUUCAAUAUUAGAGACAAAUUUGAAAAAUAGACACUUCUUAAUUAUUACUCAUUCAUUUAUAUAUGCACAGGAUUUAAAAUACAGAUAUGUCUCCUAAAAAUAUUUGUAUGCCACACUUUACAGCCAACUAUGGAAAUGAAUUUCAUUUUCUUGAAUCAAGAAAUCAUGAAAUUUAAUUAUAAUUCGCAAUAUUAUUUUAGAUAGACUAUUUUCUCCAUCUCAUGUAUUUCCUAGAAAACAGAUUCUUUUUGCCCAUUUUCCAGGUUUUGGCAUGUAUGCUGCUAAGCAAAGAACUGUGAAGGAGAACUGAUAAAGGUGGCCAGAUAUUUGUAUACCAAUUUCACAGAGUCUUAUACAUAUGUGCUCUUAAAAACAAACCACCCAGCACUGACACUAAUGGUAGCCAGGAGUAUAAGGCAGUGGCUCUGGGGUUCUUAAUUCAUUGCUUUUUUGACUCAGAGGAUCAGGAAAGUGGUCACCAUACAGCCUGCUGUCUGUAUUAUUUCAGGCUGGCGGGUGAGGGUAAGAAGAAUAAAUCAGCCUUAACUAUAAAUACCUGCACUGUCUCUAAGGCCCUGAUGUUUUAUGUGCUUUUUAAUAAAUACUAUGAGAAGUUCA
Phacochoerus africanus (Common warthog) is the source of this 4781-nucleotide messenger RNA. It is a transcript of the gene NKTR, whose product is annotated as natural killer cell triggering receptor. Gene Ontology annotation, molecular function: peptidyl-prolyl cis-trans isomerase activity. Gene Ontology annotation, cellular component: nucleus. The transcript is spliced from 11 exons. The record is from RefSeq and is a predicted model, not a curated record. Gene Ontology annotation, biological process: protein peptidyl-prolyl isomerization. Lineage: Eukaryota; Metazoa; Chordata; Mammalia; Artiodactyla; Suidae. Bases 45 to 4055 code for a protein of 1336 amino acids.